AUGUUGCACAAGAGACGUCGACGCGUGGCGGCGCACGCUAGCCGCCGAACGACCGGGCGUUACUACCAGGUAGUUCUCCUCCUCCUGUCCCUCACUACGUCGUCAAUCACGGCGAUUGCUGUCUCGAGCAGUGGCGAGCAGAGGCAACACCUGCGGCGCUCGUCGGCCGCGUCCGGGGCCAGCGGCAGCGGCGUUGGCGGCGCUGCGCAAAGGAUUAGUUGUAACGUAUGGACGGCUGGGAAGAAGGUGGAGACACUUCGCCGCUCACACAACUUUUGCUCGUCGGAGGUUGCAACUGCCGGCGCUGCUGCUGCUGCUACCAGCCCUACCGAUGGCUUGUUGCGAGAAAGGAUUGGGCGGUCGUUGCUGGAGGUGCGGGGUGGCAGCGAGGGGCUGAAGAGCGAGAAGUGGAGUCGAGAGAAGGCAGCAGCCGGGAUGGCGGCAAGGACGGGAGCUGGAGGAAACGCCGGGCUUCAAAAGGCCACCCCGGUCGCCGGCGACGCGGGCAUCGGCGUCGGUGUGCGCGAGGGCGCCGCCGCCGCUCCGGGGACGGCUGGGAUAAGGGUGGGGGGGGGGGAACCGCAAUCAGCGCCCGUGGACCAGAAGACAAAUAGAGGCGGCAGAGAUCCUGCCAAGGGGGUCGGGCUAGCGUCGCAGGACGACGUCGGCAUGGUGCUGGAGGUAGAGGAGGACCGGCGAAGCUUAGAGACGCCGCCGGCAGCGGGUGGCGGCGGUGAUGUUGCCGCCUCUGCGACUUCCCAAGACGCGGGCUUAGUUAGGGAUAGCGUGAAAACGGAGGCGGCAGCUGUUGGGGCGGCGGCGGCGGCAGCGGCACCGGAGGGCGCGACUGCCCGCGACCAGCCAUCACCCGCGGCGGGUGCUUCUGCGGCUGGGUCGACGACAGUGGCAGUAGAUUUGGCUGAUAGUGGUGUAGGUGGUGGGAGUGGUGGAGUUGAUAGUAGUGAAGUCAGUGGCGGUGAGUGGGGGGUUGGUGGUCAAGAAGACGUGUUGGACUUGUUGUCACAGCGGGACGUGAAGGGCACAACCGCGGUCAGAAAGAGAAGGCGGACGGCGACGCCAAAGGUGGCGAGCGGUGGGUGGACAAGAAAGCCUGCGCCUCCCGAAGAACCCGGGGCAACCGGAAUCCCGGCGGUCACCGGAAGCCGACCGAACGACCCGCCGCGCGCGGGGGCCCCGCGGCCGCCAAGAGGGGAGGUGCGGGUGUGGCGGCCCUGGGGGAGGCACGGGGCCGUGGCGGCUUCCGGGGCGGGGGUUAGCGAUAGCGGCAACGUGGUGGAAGGGACAGCGGCACCCGGCGGCGGGGUUGCUGCUGCAGCAACCGGGAGUGAGGUGGUGGCGGUUGUUGGGCAGGAGGCGGCGGGCGGUGAUGAGGUGGUAGGGAAGGCCAAGGCGAAGAGGAUGCGCUGGGAGCCCAAGUACCUGACGGUGAAGGCGGUGUUCUUCUUGUUCUACAGCAGCCUCGGGGCCAUCAUGCCGUACCUGCCGGUGUACUACCACUCCCUCGGCAUCCCGGACAGGAGGAUAGGCCACCUGGGCGCCAUCACCCCGGCGAUGACCUUCCUCUUCACCCCUCUCUGGGGCGCGCUGACCGACAAGUCGGGCAUGCUGAAGCAGAUCCUGGUCCUGACCUUCGCCGCCUCGACGCUGCUGAGGGUCUCUCUCGCCGCCCGCACGUCCUUCCUCUGGAUCGUCUCGGUGAUCACGCUCACGGCCGUCAUCAACGCGCCGGUUCGCCCGCUGCUCGACAGCAGCGCCCUCCAGUCCCUGGACGACCGGGCGGAGUACGGGAAGCAACGGCUCUGGGGGCAGUGGGGUUUCGGGAUCGGAUCCUUCUUGACGGGGAAGCUCCUGUCUAGGUUCGGGUUCAAGGCGGCGUUCUACAUGCACGCAGCGUUCUCCCUGCCGACGCUCCUGAUCCUGAUGCGGUUCAGCCCGAAGAAGGAAGACCGGGGGAAGGAGCCACCGAAGUUCGGGGAGCUUUACCAGCUCGUGGUCCACGACCCUGAUGUCCUGGUAUUUUUCUCGAUGGUGUUCGCGAUUGGGCUAUCGAGCGGCGUGAUCGAGAACUUCGCCUACAAGCGGCUGAGGGAGCUGGGGGGCACCGGGUCGGUGCUGGGGGUGUCGCGGCUGGUAUCUAGCCUGUCGGGUAUACCCAUGUUCUUCUUCUCGGGGGCCAUCGUGAAGCACUUCAGCAUCGUGGGCAUCCUGACCGCGUCAAUGAUGAGCUUCAUCGCUAGGUUCGUCAUCUACGCGUCCAUCAAGAACCCCUGGGCGGGCCUCCCGGCGGAGGCGCUCAGAGGAGUUACGUUUGCUGGCUUCUGGGCGGCGAGUACGUGCCACGUUGGCGCGAUCGCACCCCCGGGUCUCUCGACGACCAUGCUGGGGCUCCUGAAUGCGACGUACGGGGGCAUCGGGCAGUCUCUCGGGUCCCUCAUCGGCGGGAGCCUCAGCAUGCGCUUCGGGACGGCGAGGGCGUUCCUGGUGUACGCCAGCGUCGACGCGUGCCUGCUGCUCGCCUUCUUCCUGUUCUGGGGGUUGCAUCCGAACGGGCAGCAGAAGGACCGCGGGGCCGGCGGCGGGAUAGGUGCCUCUUCGGGGCAGGACGUGGGGAAGGUGUCCCCGCAUGCCGGCCAGCUGCCGCCGCCGGCGGAGGCUACGCCGCAGCAACCUGCCGAGGGGGUGCAAGAUCAGACGUUUACGCCGCCCCCUGCGGUCGGCCAGCGAUAGAGGAGGGUGGGGGCCCGAAUCUGCGAUGUCGAUGGCGGUGGACUUUGAAGGUUUGCGGAGGAGAUGGAAAUGACGACUCUGAGGCUCCUGACGACUCGGGGGGGGGGGGCUGUGGAUGAGCUCUUCUCUGUCUGAAAUUUUGACACCUGUUGAAAUGAACGGGGUUUAUUUGAUAGAGCUACUACGUGUGUCUCGCAGCGCGUGGCCAAAUUACGUUGGGCGUUCUGCGUUGUUUCUCUAGGGUAGUAUCGGUACAGGGGUACUUUUGUUGGUGUUGGGUGUGUUUGUUUGCUUUGAUGGUUUUGGAUAUGACUAAUAAUAGUGUAAAAAGCGGUGGUGACAUUGAACGUGGGUUUUACGAACGAUCUGGAGCCACCUGAUGUUUUGUGUCUCCGUUUAUUUUGCUUCUGUGUGAAAUGUUAUGCAGACGUUAUGCGAAAACGUUGACUUCUUUUUUUAAUCAGACCGAGAAUUUUGUUC
Ectocarpus siliculosus is the source of this 3228-nucleotide messenger RNA. Lineage: Eukaryota; Phaeophyceae; Ectocarpales; Ectocarpaceae. The record is from the annotation of a GenBank genome assembly.